AUGAGGGGUAGGAGAGAGUCAUCAAAUUGCCGUCUAAGGGGGAAGAUUGACUCCAAUGGCUGCACUGCUGCUUUUUUGGAAGAGAGAUUGAAUAUGGGUCUUAAUUUUAUUCUGUCGGCUGAGGUAAGAAUCUUUUUAUUCGUAGAUAAAGGAGCAACAUUUCUUGAAAUUUUAAUUGUUGCAGAUAGAUCACGGGAAGAAGGACUACAAAUUUGGGGUUGGGUUGACGGUGGGAGAAUAAAAGAGAACCUUCUAUGCUGCCUUCAGUUUAUUUAA
This is a messenger RNA of Thlaspi arvense, 276 nucleotides long. Lineage: Eukaryota; Viridiplantae; Streptophyta; Magnoliopsida; Brassicales; Brassicaceae. The record is from the annotation of a GenBank genome assembly.